Messenger RNA from Botrytis cinerea B05.10, 3366 nucleotides. RefSeq lists its product as hypothetical. The record is from RefSeq and is a predicted model, not a curated record. The transcript is spliced from 2 exons. NCBI's taxonomy places the organism in Eukaryota, Fungi, Ascomycota, Leotiomycetes, Helotiales, Sclerotiniaceae. The coding region runs from base 671 to 2875 and encodes 734 amino acids.
GGGAUUACAAUUUGCAGGCCGUUGAAAUAUUGAAAAGAAGAAGAAGAAAUCCCAUCUCCACCCCUGCAGUAUCAAGGCCGGGUGAUAUUUAUUCGAGACAUAGAGUGUACGACCGUUCAUUCAAAACCCCUUCUUACUUUCCUCCAUAUUCUGGGAACAGACUGGUUCAUCUAUCUUCUAACUUCUAACUUCCAUCUUCUAACUCCUAACCCUUUUCUAAUAAUAUUGCAUUUUGCGUUUGUUUACUGCCAGCCACCACCCAUAAGUACGACGAUACUGCCAGACUGCGAGACCGUACAUCGCGUGUGUUACGGUGGCUUCUUUCACUUACUCGAUCCAAUCCAAUACCUGAACCAGUACAAGACAAGCACCAGUGCACGGCAGAUGUAAUAUACCAACAGCUGGCCCUCAAUGCCUUAUUCGAUUCACCACUUGACCAGCUGAGAUUCAAUACUCAUAAAAACUAGUGUCUCUUCUCCUAAUUUUAAAUACUUGGGGAGACGCAAUUGGAUACACCUUCCUUCUUCCGCAUAGUUAGCAGAUCAUUGCAACUAGUUUGUGGCAAUUACUUCAUACUGGGGCUUGGAUUGUAGCUCCUUCUGCCUUGGUUAUAUCGAUUUAACUUUCAAGCACAAGUUCAAGAGCCAUCGGCUCUAUAAAACUCGUCAACAUGUCUAACAUAAAAAACCUUCGUGCAAUGUUCGAACAAAACAACAAGGAGGCUUCAGUGUCACCGCCAGAUAGAGGUCGUUCUUCAGGAGAAUAUACAUUAUUCUCACCAGGAAGUAGCACAACACCCCCGAGGCCACUAUCGAAAGUCAGAACGAGUUUUGUGACUGUUGAACGAGGCGCACAACAAGCCGGUCAGGCAAUACAACUUGGUCUCAAGAGACAAGAUAGCAAUAGUGAACCCAGCAUGGCGAGCGGUGGCAGUAUGGCAAGGAGGAGGACGAGUUUCAGUCUAGAUGAACAAUCUCAUCCAAAGGAGACUGAAGAGAGAAAGAAGUCAAUAUCAGAAGAGUUCGAGGCAAGAAAGGCCAGUAUCAUGGUUGAUGAACUCAUUCCCGAGUCUGCCCUGGCAGAAACUCCCGCUCUCGAAGUCAGCAAGCAAAUCGGGGAUCCGGAACCUACCAAACAAACAAUUCCUGAACGUGGUCGAGAAUUGGCGGAGCCAGCAGAGAUCAAGGAGAAUCCAAAGAAGUCCGACGAGGAACCAAAACCAGUGAAUACAAGCCCUCCUGCAACCAAAGCAAACAAAAGCCCGACAUCGAAAACGGGUCCUUCGAAGACCAAUGCAACUGCGAAGGCCUCGGACAAAACUACAAGAAACAAGUCUGCAACGCGGCCUGCACCCAUAUCUACAGCUAAAUCAUCCACCACUCCAAAAAUUUCUCCAAGAGUAUCAUCCCCUCCAAAAUCUUCCAAACAAGCUCCAAGGACACCAACAACGCCUACAGGUCCUGGGAAGGAUGGAAAGCUGCAGAAGAGCAAAACACCAGAGAGAAAACCAGUAGUUACAGCAAAGACUCCAGAUAAGAAGCCGGCCAAGAAGACCAGCAGCAACUCGCUGGCCCCCUCAGGUGGUGCGCGAGCUUCAAGUAAGCCAAGAUCGGCCAGUCGACCAGCUGUCAAGACCAGGAUCCCACCAUCGCCUCCACAAAGUGGGCUCAGCAAACCCAAGGCUAGGUCACCCACAAGGCCAGUGCAGCUUCCAGCUUCGCUACUUGCCCCAACAGCUUCUUCUGGCUCGAAAGGUGCUACCUCGACAGCACCUGCCAGACAAACCCAGAGUCGUGCAUCUGGAGCUAUUAAGAGCGAAACUGCACCACGUUCUCAAAGCCGUGCUGGAAGUGCACCUAAGUCAUCCGGCACCACGGCAAAAGCAUCGCACCCACCAGUCGCACGUAGUGCUUCGCAAGUGAAGAAAGCAACCACUAGACCAUCGCUCGGGACAUCUUCAACCCUACAAAGAAAGACUUCAGCAGGAAGUUUACCGCCUGCUUCAGCACCAUUGGCCGAGGAUGGGUUUUUGUCGCGUAUGAUGAGGCCUACAGCUUCUUCUGCAUCCAAGUCGACUGAUAAAUCUCCUCCGCCGAAGCGAUCGCUAUCUACAAAGCGACCAUCCAGCAGUCUCGGUCACUCCAAGGUUCGUGAUGCUAAGACUGCUUCUCAAGCAAUUCAAAAGGCGACCAGGCCUAUCACAACUAAGGCGGCUGUUGCAAAGUCCACGGCCCCUGCUACCAAAACAGGUGCCAAAACAGUGCCAAAAAAGAAGUCGGCAGAUCUACCCAAGCAAGAAGCUAAGCAACAAACUAAGGAAGCAGAAUCACCAAAGGUAGAGGCCACUCCUAUGGAAUCAGAUGUUCCAUCAGCUGGAGAUGUAACAACUGAAAAGUCUGAGGAGACCAUUGUCCAACCUGUGGUUGAAGAAACAGUGGUCGAAGAAAAGGCUACUGCAGCCCCAGUAGUUGAGGAGGAGAAAAUCGAAGCUCCCAUCGCUCAAACAGAGGCUGCCGUUGCUGAAGAACCAAAGGAGGAGGUUGAAGCCGUCGUUGUCCCAGAGCCAAAGGAGGAAGUUGAAGCCGUCGUUGUCCCAGAGCCAAAGGAGGAAGUUGUGGUCUCAGAGCCUGUAGUUGAUGAGGCAGCCCCAUCUCCGGAAUUAGUUGUCGCCGAGCAGCCAAGCACACCAUCUAAUGAAACUGAAGCCGAGACUGAACAAAUUCAAGACGCGCCUUCAUCUGAUGAACCAUCAAAAGUCAAUGCUCAAGUUGCAGCCAACCCAGAAGAUGAUGAGGACCCUGAGGAUGCUGCUGCUAGAGCAGAGAUUGCUAGAAUCAAUGCGGAGAUGAUGGCUGCUUUGAACAGUUCCGAGUAAAGGGAUCCUUUGAUUCUUUGAAUUGGGACAGGAACAUUGUGGAUAUAAUGUAUGUCAGUGACUUAGCCAAUGAGAUUGAGCUGAAGUCAUGUAUAGGCUGUUGCGCUGUUGUGUUUACGCUGGGUCGAACAACGGAGAGUGGUUUGGAGGACAGUUACAGAGGAAUGUUGAGAGAAUCGUAUGCAUUGCUUGAUACCUAGUUACGGGAAUUUCAUGCAUCAGUAGGUGUUUGCAUUCGUUGCAAUGUAUGUAGUAGCUUCGGCUUUGUUGUGCAGAUAUUUUAGGGGAAUGGAAGGUCGGUUUAUCACAGCGCUGAGUACAGAGAUAUCAAUUUGGGAAAUGAAAAAAAGAUAAAAAUUUGGUAAAUUCGUUUCUCGCGAUGUUGCCUGCUGGUGACUACGGAGGUGAGGUGAGAACGCUGUAGGGUCUUUGGGGGAGCUGUAUUGUUCCAGAUACGUGCGAUAAUUGAGAAGUAAUACUCCCGAGUCCCA